Messenger RNA from Fonsecaea erecta, 1809 nucleotides. RefSeq names its product dihydroxy-acid dehydratase. NCBI's taxonomy places the organism in Eukaryota, Fungi, Ascomycota, Eurotiomycetes, Chaetothyriales, Herpotrichiellaceae. The record is from RefSeq and is a predicted model, not a curated record. Gene Ontology annotation, cellular component: mitochondrion. The transcript has a single exon. Gene Ontology annotation, biological process: branched-chain amino acid biosynthetic process. Bases 1 to 1809 code for a protein of 602 amino acids. Gene Ontology annotation, molecular function: dihydroxy-acid dehydratase activity.
AUGGACAAAACAGGUGGUUUCCAGGAACCCCGCUACCUCGACUUCGUGCGCUCGUCGGAGCCCACCGGCGUCGAUGGCAAACCCAUGCUCAACCGCUACUCAACCCAUCUGACUCGCCAGCAUGACUUCCCCGGCGCACAGGCGAUGCUCUUCGCCGCGGGUGUGCCAGACAGGCAGGCCAUGCAGACGGCUCCCCAUGUCGGCAUCGCCAGUGUCUGGUGGGAAGGCAAUCCCUGCAACAUGCACCUCCUGGACCUGGGCAAGGAGGUCAAGAAGGCCGUCAAUGCACGUGGGAUGCUAGGCUGGCAGUACAACACCAUCGGUGUAAGUGAUGCCAUCACCAUGGGCAACCAAGGGAUGCGAUUCAGCUUGCAGACGCGUGAGAUCAUUGCGGAUUCCGUCGAGACGGUGACAUGUGCCCAGGCCCACGACGCGAAUAUCACCAUCCCCGGCUGCGACAAGAACAUGCCGGGUUGUAUCAUGGGGAUGACGAGGCACAACAGACCGAGUUUGAUGAUCUAUGGAGGGACCAUCGACAAGGGAUACUCCGAGACGCUGCGCCGGCCGGUUAACAUAGCCACCUGCUACGAAGCCUUUGGUGCGUAUACGUUCAACACUCUACGUCAACCGGACGAUGGGGGAGACACGUCCAAGACCAAAGACGAGAUCAUGGAGGAUCUCGAAAGACAUGCCUGUCCCGGAGCCGGAGCCUGUGGCGGCAUGUAUACGGCCAACACGAUGGCCACGGCGAUCGAGUCCAUGGGUUUGACAUUACCGGGAUCAAGCUCCACGCCAGCGAGCUCGCCAGCCAAGAUGCGCGAGUGCGCCAGAGCUGCAGAUGCCAUCAAAGUAUGUUUGGAACAGGACAUUACGCCCAAGAAACUCUUGACACCUAAAUCCUUCGAGAACGCCCUCGUCAUAACCAUGGCCCUCGGAGGCAGUACCAAUGCCGUCCUCCACCUGCUCGCUAUGGCUGUCACUGCAGGUGUAGAGCUCACCCUCGAUGACUUCCAACGCGUGAGCAAUAAGAUCCCUUUUCUCGCCGAUCUGGCGCCGUCAGGAAAGUUUUCCAUGGCCGAUCUGUACGAGAUCGGAGGUGUACCCAGUGUCCAGAAACUUCUGAUCGCAGCUGGCCUUCUCGACGGCUCCAUCCUCACGGUGACCGGCAAGACAUUAGCUGAAAAUGUAGCGAGCUGGCCCAGUUUGCCCAGCGAUCAAGUCAUCAUCAAGAGCCUCGAUAGCCCGAUCAAGGAGAGCGGGCACAUCCAGAUUUUGAGGGGCAACUUUGCACCUGCGGGAGCGGUGGCCAAGAUCACUGGAAAAGAAGGCCUUCGGUUCACAGGCAAGGCAAGGUGUUUUGAGAAGGAGGUCGAACUGAACGAAGCGUUGAACAGAGGUGCCAUCCCACGGGGAGAGAAUCUUGUCCUGAUAGUAAGAUACGAAGGACCUAAGGGUGGACCCGGCAUGCCGGAGCAGCUCAAGGCCAGUGCCGCCAUCAUGGGAGCCGGACUCACCAACGUCGCUCUUGUGACGGACGGACGGUACUCGGGUGCGUCACACGGAUUCAUCGUGGGCCAUGUCUGCCCCGAGGCGGCGGUUGGUGGCCCGAUUGCGUUGGUCAAGGAUGGUGAUGAGGUGACGAUCGAUGCCGAGUCGAACACCAUCUCGAUGAAUGUCAGUGACGAGGAGCUGGACCGGCGCCGGAAGGAGUGGAAACCACCGAGGCCGGCGGUGACGAGAGGUACCCUGGCCAAAUAUGCCGCACUGGUCAGCGAUGCCAGUCACGGGGCUGUGACGGAUCUGUUCUGA